Dacryopinax primogenitus is the source of this 1767-nucleotide messenger RNA. RefSeq lists its product as uncharacterized. Lineage: Eukaryota; Fungi; Basidiomycota; Dacrymycetes; Dacrymycetales; Dacrymycetaceae. The coding region runs from base 1 to 1767 and encodes 588 amino acids. The record is from RefSeq and is a predicted model, not a curated record. The transcript has 3 exons.
AUGGCCACCAUCGUUUGUCCACCUCUGUACAAUCACUCACGCAACUACACGCUCAUCGGCGCUCGAAGUACGCCAACCAAACCAUUCACUGCGUCGGAUUCUGCCGAAAAUAGUAAAGGCACGGAGACUGUAACCACAAGCGGAAGAAAGAAAUCUCGCAUGGAGGUGUACAUCGACCUUAUAUCUGACGAACACAAUCCUCCCCAGCUCUCACGGCCCAAGAAAUCGCUUGACAAGAACCAGAAGACAACGCUGCAUCAGUACUUUGCUCGCACUGGACCUGAGCCCGUUCAAAUGAAAUCGGCACUCAGCGACAAAUCUCCGAAUGUUGCACGCCCCAGGAUUAGUGAGGUCUAUAUAGACUUGACACUCAGUCCCCCGCGAAAGCGCAAGUCUGUCGGUGAGGAUAGCGGCAGUGGGAGCGAAGUGGAGAAGGGCAAGAAAAAAGCAAGGACUGGGGUGACUGGAGGAAAAGUUGACGAGAACGGCAAAGCUAUGGAGAAAGCCAUGACGAACGACGAUGAUAAAGCUCAAGAGCAUGUUAAGCGUCUCCGCAAAAUCGCUGAGCCUAUUUGGACUGCUCUUCCCCAAUUCGAAGACCGUGCUGAGGUUGAAGCGCGCAUGCAGCUGCGCGAGUUCGUUGUGCGUUUCCGCCCUAUUCUCCGCCUCGCCAAGACACACCUCGAUGCACUCGAUGAGUUUGGUACCUUCUCGCGCGAGACAGCGAAGGCUGUGACUACUGCGUUGCUUGAUCUCAUAGCAGUCGAUGCGGGUGCCAAGGAGAAAGCAUCAGUGAAGCUCGCAAUGAAAGAAGUUACGGCAGCCAGCGGCGAACCCCUUCACAUAUGGACCGCACUUCAGAAGCUUUUGAAAAGUGCGUAUGACAUGGAAAUUACUGUCCCCACUUCGGCAGUCGAUGGGCGUACCCGCAAGAAGGUGCAUCGGCCAGAACAGUUGGUAGACGUUCUCCUGACCCUAGUGGUCCUCGUGGUCCAGGGAGAGAGCGUGAAGCUCGAACUUGCGGAGGGGGAGAAAGAAAUGAAACAGAAAGGCAAGGUGUUCUCGAAAGCACUCAAGGAAGAAGAAGAGAGAUGGCAGGAAGAGCGUGCCAAACUCGUUUUCGAAAGGCCUGGGAAGUUGGCCAAAGGUGCCAGCAAACAAGAGGUAGAACGAGAGAAGGCAUACAAGGCAAAGUAUGCUGCUGCGAACAAAGCUCACAAGAAUACCCUUGCUUCUCUCAAUUCGGAGUACCUGCUAUCCAACAGCGCUUCCACUUCUCGUUUCCAACCGCUUGGAAGGGACGUCGACGGGCGCACAUACUACAUUCUUUCACCGUACGAUGACGCCAAGAUCCCACCUUUGCCCGUGCGCGAAGGAGCGACCAAGUGGAGCUGGUUCGUCGCUGUGUGGGGACGGAAGCCUGAAUCCCCAGUCACUUCGCCAGAAGGAAACGGAAAGCUCGAGAGCAGUGAAGGCAGCAGCAAGGAGCGUACGCUAAACGGCGACGACUCUGAUUCGACCCUUUCAGUGUCGGAAGACGACCUGCUCGAUCACUGGUACGCGUUCACCUCACCUCAAGAAAUACGCCGCCUGGCAAAGUGGACAGAUUAUGUCGCGUCAGCGGCCGUUGCCGGCGACAAGCCUACACCUCAACCUACCGACGAUGAUCUUGCGCCAGCGACGGGCAAGGAGAUCGCGCUGCUGUGUGAGAAGCUGAACGGGUUUGCGGACUAUCUGGAGUGGAGGUGUAAAGACGAGGAUGCGUAA